Messenger RNA from Diorhabda sublineata, 2922 nucleotides. RefSeq lists its product as uncharacterized. The record is from RefSeq and is a predicted model, not a curated record. NCBI's taxonomy places the organism in Eukaryota, Metazoa, Arthropoda, Insecta, Coleoptera, Chrysomelidae. The transcript has 2 exons. The coding region runs from base 179 to 925 and encodes 248 amino acids.
GUAUAUACACACAUGUCAUUCACCUAAUGUCAAAUAUACAAAAUAAUACUAGAGUGUUCUAGUUAUUUCGUUAUACGAUUGUAUAAAAUUACUGUGUAAAGGUGUUAAAAAACGAUUGUUGAUCGACUGUCGGAUGAUUUUCUGCUAUAUUUAAAGCUGUAAAAUAUAAAUUGCUUGCAUGAACCCGAACAGAAUGACGGUUGAACCUAACCAACAAAAUCCAACAUCGGUUUUCGGUUUUGAUUCCUAUCCACCGCUCUCAGCUGUAAAUUGGAAUCAGACAAAUCCGUUUACUAGUAAUAUAUCACCAAAUAUACCACGAGUUCAAAAUGAUAUGUUUAAUAUCAACUCGGGUUUAUCAUCUCAAUCGUUCAAUAGGUCUUCCUUAUCAGAUCAAAGGAAUCCAGUUCAAUUUCAACACUUUAAUAAUUUCACAUUUGGUACUCCAAGACCUACACCUGAAAUAGUGCAGUUUCCAUUUAGUAGCAGUACUAUGGGAUUUGGUACUAGAGAAUUUCGAUGUAAAAGAAAAACUGAUUCACCAUCCUUACAGCCUGCCAAACAGCUAAUAACAGAAGAGAAAGUGGCGGAACAUCUGGCACGACUUCAUAUCAACUCUGAAACGGCAGAACCGAAAGAAAACGAGACUAAUCGUAUGCAACGACUGUAUAUGUGCGAGGAAAUGCGUAAAUUUCAAAUGGAAUCGAUUCUUCCAUCUUAUUUAACAGGUCCAAUUCAAAGACCAUGUACUGCUUUAGUACUUUGGAAACCACCAACUAGGCUGAUUGAUCCAGUACCAAACAACGAAGUGAAUGAAAACAAUAAUAAAGACAAUGUGGUUGACAAUGAUAAAUCUGAAAAUCUUGCAAAAGAGGAUGAAAUGAACGAAGCUGGUAUAAAUGUUAUGGAUUUGGAUACCUGUUAAGACAUACUAAAUUACGGUAACACUUUUUAAGACUUACUACUCCAAGUGAUAUAAUUAGUUUAUAGAAUUUCAAUUAUUGUGUUUGUUUGUUUCACAGAAAUCUUCAUCAACAUUUUUACAAACAAUACCGUUAUAUACUCAAAUCAUCUUCAUAAUCAAGGUUUUCAAUGCUAAUGGAAAAUACAAAAAGUGGGAGUAAUAUUUCAAAUAAAAUUCUAUGAAAAAUAAUUAUUUAACAUAAUUAUCCCAUAUAUAAAAGAUUAUUCAAUGUUAAUUAAUAGUCAGACAUUUUAGAAGGGGUUCAAAAUUAAUUUUAGUCUCAAAAUGUUUCAUAUUUAAUGUCUUGUAUCAUCUACAGAGUUGUUUUAAUGAAAACAUCUUCAUUUAUUUAUAUAGUCCAUAUAAACCCAUUUUUCUUUUCAAAAAAUAAUUGUAUUUGUUGUAAUAUAUUUUGACAUUUCUUACAAUUGCUUUAUCAAUAUUAAUUACAUACAAACUAAGUCAGUUGUUGAAAAAAAAAAUGGAGCAAUGGAAUAUAUUCAUACAGUUAAUAUUGAAGAGGGUGGAAUUUUACUAUAGAAAAUUAGAGAAAGAGUAUAAGUUUAACACUUCCUAUCUCCCUCUACUUGCUUUUCAUUCCUUUGCUGUUCCCAUCACUUAAAAUUUCGACAUUAUGCGAAUCCAAUUAGAAUAGAGUAAACAGUGGUUUGUUCUCUCUCUAUCAGCAGUUCAGGACCAUUUGAAAUAGCUCCCAUACCACUCUGUAUCUCCCUCUAUACACAUCUGAUUCACAGUUCAUUGAUUUUAGCAAUCUGAUUCUUCUGUGGCAGUGUGCAGCUUAUAGAAUUUAAAAUGGAGGUUCUUCAUGAGAUGCGGUGACUUAUCUAUCAUGCACAUCAAUAGAGACACUUUCCAAAAUUUAUCUCAUAGAUCUUGUUUGCUUUUGGAUUAUUUCCUUGGUACAAAUUAAAAUUUGUCAAGUAACCUGAGGCAGAAUUCAAGCACUAUAUCUUGUACCCAAAUCUUAUAGGUUUGCCUCUUAUGAACUGUUUUUCAUAAUAUCUAAUCAUAGACUCAUCAUAAUCCAGUUCUUGGAUAUUAGCAAAUCCAUAAGCCGCCGUAGCAUCCACAAUUUAUCUUCAGGAGUUUUCUCAUGGAAUUACUGACCAUGGACUCAUAAUUAAUGUUCUUGCAUUUGCCACAAUCAGGUUCAGGAAAAAUUCUAUCUGUAUCGUAACUGUCAUCAGUAGGGAUUAAAAUCCAUUAAUAUCUCUUCUGAUUCAUCAUUUUCGUCCUGCAAAAUAUUUGAUAAAAUAUGCAGUUGUCGCGUUUAACAUUAUUUCUUCAGCGUUACAUAUAAGUAACGCUGGUCGUUGAUGGGUUAAGCAACAGGGAAACCAUUUAUCACUUUUGACAACAUAUAUUUGUACUGAUUUUGAAAAUAAGUAUUUCGGAUUUAAUGUUUUGCUCUAGAUUGUAAUAUUUUUCAUAAAAAUGUGAAUUACAAAUAUUGAAUUGCUUUUAUUCUUCAAAGUGUGUAUAUUAACAUGUUUUGCUUUUUUUUUACUUACUAUACAUAAUUAUAUUUUCCCCUAAUUUUCAAUUUUCACUUGGACAUUUGUGUUGAUCAAAAAUGUCUCUUUAUCAUGGUUUAUGUCACCUAUAAUGAUCUUUCCUUUUUGUUAACAGGAUUUGUUCAGAUUCGUCAUCUAGAUUUUACAGUAUUUACUUUAUCAGAUGAUUUUUCUUUCCCAUUUUUCUUAGCCCUUCUUUUAGUCAUCAGAUGUUUAUAAAAAAUUUCCGAAAAAUAUUCAUUUCGUUCCGAAAUUUAUCUGGUUACAUGUGUUUCAUUAUAACAUAACUUUUUCCAAUUGCCAAUAAAAGAAAACAAUCCAUAAAAUUCAUCAGUGAAAAUCGUUAAUUUACGAAUUAGUAGGGGAGAAUGUAAUGUAUAUACCGAAUAUUAUAUAUAUUUUUCAAUAAAAUUUUCAAAAAUA